Crotalus tigris (Tiger rattlesnake) is the source of this 1778-nucleotide messenger RNA. RefSeq names its product putative N-acetylated-alpha-linked acidic dipeptidase. The record is from RefSeq and is a predicted model, not a curated record. Gene Ontology annotation, molecular function: carboxypeptidase activity. The coding region runs from base 235 to 1614 and encodes 459 amino acids. The transcript is spliced from 14 exons. NCBI's taxonomy places the organism in Eukaryota, Metazoa, Chordata, Lepidosauria, Squamata, Viperidae.
AGAUGGCUGGAAUCUGCCAGGAGCUGGAGCCCAACGUGGAAAUGUCCUCCUGCUGGAUGGUGCUGGGGAUCCUCUCACCCCAGGGUAUCCAGCUAAAGGUGACCAGAAAAGAAGCCUUCUAGGGAUGCAUCCUAAAAAUAUGCAUAUCGCUUGGAAGAAGCUCAAAGUGCAGCAAACUUAAAUAUUCCUGUCCACCCCAUUGGUUAUCACGAUGCUGAGAAGCUGCUAAAGGAAAUGGGAGGCGCUCCUGCACCGGAUAAUAUUUGGAAGGGACAGCUUUCCGUGCCUUACAAUGUGGGACCUGGCUUUAUAGGGAUUUCUUCAAAAAGAAAAGUAAGAAUGCACAUCUACAGCUUCAAGCAAGUGAGACGGAUUUACAAUGUGAUUGGAAUUCUCCGAGGAACAACAGAGCCAGAUAGAUACGUGAUUCUGGGUGGCCACCGUGAUUCAUGGGUGUUUGGUGGCAUUGAUCCCCAGAGUGGAGCUGCAGUUGUUCAUGAGAUUGUCCGAAGUUUCGGGAAGCUGAAACAGGAAGGUUGGCGACCCAGGAGGACAAUAAUUUUUGCUAGCUGGGAUGCUGAGGAGUUUGGCUUAAUGGGAUCAACAGAGUGGGCAGAGGAAAAUGUCAAAAUACUACAAGAACGGGCUGUGGCCUACAUCAAUGCUGAUUCCUCUAUAGAAGGCAACUACACCCUUCGAGUUGACUGUACCCCAUCGAUGCACAGCCUGGUCUACAAUCUAACUAAAGAGAUACCAAGCCCCGAUGAAGGAUUUGAAGGCAAAUCUCUUUUUGAAAGCUGGUAUGAGAAAAACCCAUCAAGGGAAUAUGAAGGCUUCCCAAGGAUAAACAAACUGGGUUCUGGCAAUGAUUUUGAAGUCUUUUUCCAAAGAUUGGGAAUUGCUUCUGGUAGAGCCCGUUACACUAAAAACUUUAAAGUGGACAAGUUCAGCAGCUACCCAGUUUAUCACAGUGUCUAUGAGACAUACGAGAUUGUGGAAAAGUUUUAUGAUCCAACUUUCAAGAACCAUUUGGCUGUGGCCCAAGUGCGAGGAGGGCUGGUGUUUGAGCUGGCUGAUGCGGUCAUCCUCCCCUUUGACUGCAGAGAUUACGCCAAGGCACUUAAUAGCUAUGUUGAUAUCAUUUACAACCUAACAAUGAAGUAUCGGGCAGCAAUGGAAGCACACAAUGUAUCAUUAGUUUUGCUUCGGGAUUCCAUAAAGACGUUUUCAGAAGUUGCUGAUGAAUUUCACCGCAGACUUCAAUUAGUGGACAUCAAUAACCCAAUUGAAGUAAGAUCUUGGAAUGAUCAAUUGAUGUUUUUGGAAAGAGCAUUUAUUGAUCCUCUUGGAUUGCCUGGCAGACCAUUUUAUAGACACAUCAUCUUUGCUCCAAACAAUCACAAUAAGUAUGCUGGAGUGUCCUUCCCCGGGAUCUACGAUGCCCUAUUUGACAUCGAUAAUAAAGCAGACCAACAGAAAGCCUGGGAAGAAGUGAAGAAGCAGAUCUUCAUCGCUGCUUUCACCGUGAGAGCUGCAGCUGGGACACUGAAUGAAACACCCUGUGGGGAUGCAAGUGAGGGAUUGCCAAGCAAGCUCCAACAGAGUCACACUUGAGUUCUCAAAAAUAAAAUAACUGAUGCAAAAGAAGCCCUACUGAUUUGGUUGAUCCCAAGGAUGUUUUUGUUAUGGAAUGCUAUGGAAUGCAUUGUGAUUUUCAUUUAUUGUAAUUUCAAAUAACCUCCAAGUAUUUUGAAAAAAAUGCUUCUCUUGUUCAUUCA